Messenger RNA from Fundulus heteroclitus (mummichog), 1344 nucleotides. Its product is annotated as phospholipid scramblase family member 5. The coding region runs from base 329 to 1258 and encodes 309 amino acids. NCBI's taxonomy places the organism in Eukaryota, Metazoa, Chordata, Actinopteri, Cyprinodontiformes, Fundulidae. Gene Ontology annotation, cellular component: plasma membrane. The transcript is spliced from 7 exons. The record is from RefSeq and is a predicted model, not a curated record. Gene Ontology annotation, biological process: plasma membrane phospholipid scrambling. Gene Ontology annotation, molecular function: phospholipid scramblase activity.
UACUGGUAAGAAAGCAUGACAUGAUUUUGUUUAUUGCUGUCAGAAAUAUGGGAUCAGAGGAAGAUUAUAACGUUUAACCUUUUCACUUUGUUGAGGGUCAUAUUACAUGCGUGGUGCACUGUUGAGCAGGGCAUUAGCUUGGUAUCCCUAGGAGCUGUAUUGUAAAACAGAAGUGCUGUGAACGUGAAUACAAAAACAGCCCCAGGCUUUUUUCUGUGGCUACCAGGGAGCAGACUUGACUCUGUAGGGAGGACCACUGAGUCAGAGGGGGAAACUGUUUUCAAGAGGUCUUCCACAACAUUUAUCAAUAUUCAAUAAGGUAUACAUCAUGUCGGCCGUGACCAGUCAGCCUCUCCCAUUUGGUCCACUUGAGCGGGAGAAGCACAUCCAGGGGGUCUCCAGAGCUUUCAAGAACCGUUGUGGGACUUCGUGUGAGUGCCAGACUCACCCAGUGGGAGCCAAAUCGCGCCAAGGGCUUCCUGACAGGGAAUCUGAUGGACACGAUUCAGAUCUUAAUGCUCGCAGGGGGACGCAGAACAUGCGCGCACAGCCACCAGCGCAACUGAUGCUCGAGGCUGUGAAGCAGAACCUUAAAGAGGACGCCGGAUUGCAGUUUUUGUCAGAGUUAGAGACAGUAAGGCAGAUACAUGUCACUGCAAGACCUGAGCUGCAGGGUCCACGGUGUGCCUCCAGAAGGAUUCACAGCAUCACCACAGGAAGUAGCAAGUCCCAGAUGUUUGUGGCUGUAGAGGAGAGCUCCUGCGUGUGUCCCCAGUGCCGCGGUCCAGCUCGGGCCUGCUCCUUCCAGGGUUUUGACUAUCAGGGAAGACAGGUCUUUUACUUUGAAAGGACCCUUAGGGCGGACACCUGCUGCUUUGGCUGCUGCCUGAUGGAGAUGAGGGCAUAUUCACCUCAAAAGCAUCUCGUCGGCACUGUAUGUCAGAGGUGGAGCAUGUUUACCCCUCGGCUGGAGGUGUGCGACCCAGAAGGAGGCUCCACAAUCCGAAUCCAGGGUCCUUGCUGCCCGUGCCGCUGCUUGUCCAACCCAAAAUUCCAGAUUGUUUCCAACAUUGGAGAGCAAAUAGGUACGAUAUGGAAGAAAUGGCCCGGCUUCGGCGAUGAACGUAACAUGGAUCAUGAAUAUUUUGGGCUGGAGGUGUUGCAGACUCUGGAUCCACAGACUAAACUCCUGCUCCUGGCAGCUACUUUCUUACUGGUAAGUAUGGAGCUGCUGUCAGUGAAGCUGGUUGAUGCAUAAAGAUUAAAGCCGUACAUCUUCUCUCAUGCUUUUUAUAAGCGAGCAACAUCCGUAGUUUAUCCACAGCAUCUCAUCAACCACCAAAG